GGAAAGGGGCAGUUCCCAGGAAAUUGGUUAAUGAGAGACCAAAAUCAACAAGCGGCGGGCAGCAGGCUGGCCGGGCCGCGCGGCGGGGAUGAAGCGGCUGCUAGGCCUCGCCGUGGCCGUGCUGGCGCUGGCGGCCGCCGGGCAGACCCCGCUGCAGCGACGCGUGGUGAAGGAUGUGCUGGACUACUUCCACAGCCGCAGCAACGUCCAGUUCCUCUUCAGGGAGCAGUCGGUGGAAGGGGCCGUCGAGAGAGUGGACUCAUCGGGGACGUUCGUCCAGCUGCGCCUUAACCUUGCACAGACGGCAUGCAGGAAGCAGACACAGAGGAAGCAGAACUGCAGGAUCACGGAGAGCAGGAGGAAGCCAGCCUGCUUAGCCUGCUACAAGUUUGACAACAGCGAUGUCCCCAAGGUGCUGGACAAGUACCACAACUGUGUCCCCAGCCACCACCUGUCCGUGAAGGAGAUCAAGCACCGUGACGAGGCUGAGUGCAGGGCCGUGGAGGAGGCCGGCAAGGCCAGCGAUGCACUCUAUCUGCCCGGCAUGUAUGCUUUCUCCAAGGGGCUGCCGGCCUAGGUUCCCCGCGCACGUCCAAUGGCCGCUGCAUUCCCAGCCUAGAAGGAGGAUGCUGGCAUGGGGCCCCCCAGCCCCCCAGCUUGCUGCCCCCCAGCGCUGUGCAGUGAAGGGACGGUCGUCCCGCGAUUCCCCCCCGGCAGUGUCCGCAUGCACCAUUAAACCCCAGCUCUGCCUCUG
Molecule: messenger RNA, 754 nt
Organism: Numida meleagris (helmeted guineafowl)
Lineage: Eukaryota; Metazoa; Chordata; Aves; Galliformes; Numididae
Gene: RARRES2
Product: retinoic acid receptor responder 2
Exons: 5
Coding region: 89-577 (162 amino acids)
Biological process (GO): inflammatory response; regulation of lipid catabolic process
Molecular function (GO): signaling receptor binding
Source: RefSeq, a predicted model, not a curated record